Molecule: messenger RNA, 1692 nt
Organism: Striga hermonthica
Lineage: Eukaryota; Viridiplantae; Streptophyta; Magnoliopsida; Lamiales; Orobanchaceae
Source: the annotation of a GenBank genome assembly
AUGGCAGCCACAUUGCACUUACGUGGACUCGUGACAUCUCAUCCAUGUUGCUCCAAGAGAGCCUCGUGCUUUCAGUCUGUUUGGGGACACCAUAAUCUUGGCCACCUGGUUUCCCCUCUUCCUGCUCCUGGUUCACGUACGCAUCUGAAUGGGUCUCGUGGACAGCUGGCCCUUCGAGUUAAUUGUGUGGCUGGCAGGGUCGGCGUCCUCGAGAAGCAUGAUGUCGAGGACCAAGCAUCUGAACAAACUGCAAAUCAGCUGACGUGUGUUAUGAAGUUUGGUGGCUCAUCUGUUGCCUCGGCAGAUAGGAUGAGAGAAGUAGCUGAACUUAUUCGCAGCUUUCCUGAAGAGAGGCCUGUCAUUGUUCUUUCUGCUAUGGGGAAAACAACCAACAAGCUCCUACUGGCUGGAGAAAAGGCGGUCACUUGUGGGGUUUCAAAUGUGUCUGAUCUUGAAGAACUGACCUUCAUCAAAGAUUUGCAUUUGAGUACUGCGGACGAGCUUGGGGUAGAAAGGUCUAUAAUUGCAAAACACCUCUCUGAGUUGGAACAGCUUCUGAAUGGGAUUGCUAUGAUGAAAGAGAUGACUCUGAGAACAAAGGACUACCUUGUCUCUUUCGGCGAGUGCAUGUCCACUAGGAUUUUUUCAGCAUAUAUGAAUAAGAUUGGUGUCAAAUCUCGUCAAUAUGAUGCCUUUGAAAUGGGUAUUAUCACUACUGAUGAUUUUACAAAUGCGGACAUUUUGGAAGCGACUUAUCCAGCUGUUGCAAAGAGGUUGUGUGGAGAUUGGAAUAGUGAUCCUGCAAUUCCUAUUGUUACCGGGUUCCUCGGGAAGGGCUGGAAAAGUUGUGCUGUCACUACAUUGGGAAGGGGUGGUAGUGAUUUGACUGCCACAACAAUUGGUAAAGCUUUGGGGUUGAGGGAAAUUCAAGUGUGGAAAGAUGUAGAUGGUGUUUUAACUUGUGAUCCUAACAUAUAUCCUGGGGCGGAGCCAGUGCCCUAUCUGACUUUCGAUGAGGCAGCUGAACUUGCUUAUUUUGGCGCUCAGGUUCUCCAUCCUCAGUCCAUGAGACCCGCCAGAGAGGGUGACAUUCCUGUUCGAGUGAAGAACUCUUAUAAUCCUAAAGCUCCAGGAACCCUUAUUACUCGAGCAAGAGAUAUGAGCCAGGCAGUACUUACUAGCAUUGUUUUGAAACGAAAUGUCACAAUGUUGGAUAUUGUCAGCACUAGAAUGCUAGGCCAAUAUGGGUUUCUUGCUAAGGUUUUCUCAACUUUUGAGGAUUUAGGCAUAUCUGUAGAUGUGGUAGCAACCAGUGAGGUGAGCAUCUCCUUGACAUUAGACCCUUCAAAGCUUUGGAGCCGAGAGCUGAUCCAGCAGGCAAGUGAACUGGAUCAUAUGGUUGAAGAACUUGAAAAAAUUGCAGUCGUAAAUCUUUUACAGAACAGAUCUAUCAUCUCGCUCAUUGGGAAUGUUCAGAGAUCCUCACUGAUACUAGAGAAGACUUUUCAUGUUCUCCGGACAAAUGGAGUGAAUGUCCAGAUGAUAUCUCAAGGUGCCUCGAAAGUGAACAUUUCAUUUAUUGUCAACGACAGUGAAUCUGAAGAAUGUGUUAGGGCUCUUCACGCGGCUUUCUUUGAGAGCGAUCUUACGGAACUUGUAUCGGGACAUAGUUCUAGGAAUGGUUCGAUAUGA